This is a messenger RNA of Otolemur garnettii (small-eared galago), 411 nucleotides long. Its product is annotated as E3 ubiquitin-protein ligase SMURF2-like. Gene Ontology annotation, molecular function: calcium ion binding. The coding region runs from base 1 to 390 and encodes 129 amino acids. NCBI's taxonomy places the organism in Eukaryota, Metazoa, Chordata, Mammalia, Primates, Galagidae. The record is from RefSeq and is a predicted model, not a curated record. The transcript is spliced from 4 exons.
AUGUUAUUUUUUGUCUCCUUUACAGUACUCUGUGCAAAAAACUUGGUGAAAAAGGAUUUUUUCCGACUUCCUGAUCCAUUUGCUAAGGUGGUAGUUGAUGGAUCUGGGCAAUGCCAUUCUACAGAUACUGUGAAGAAUACACUCGACCCAAAGUGGAAUCAGCACUAUGACCUGUAUAUUGGAAAGUCUGAUUCGGUUACAAUCAGUGUAUGGAAUCACAAGAAGAUCCAUAAAAAACAAGGUGCUGGAUUUCUUGGUUGUGUUCGUCUUCUUUCCAAUGCCAUCAACCGCCUCAAAGACACUGGUUAUCAGAGGUUGGAUCUGUGCAAACUUGGGCCAAAUGACAAUGAUACAGUUAGAGGACAGAUAGUAGGUAAGUGUGGAAUUUAAAGUUACAUGAAUUUUGGCCUC